AUGGCGAGACUAGGCACUGAGACCACAGGGGGAAGGCCAAGUACUCCAAGUGAGCAGACUGCAACUCAGACAGCGAGUGCCCGGCGUACUGCAAAGCGUCGGAGGACUAACACCAGUAGUUUGGCUGACUUUCGCUCCAAGCGUGAGCGGGGAGGUACCUCCGGGCGGACACCGUCACAAGACGAAUCAGUGGGUGCAGCCCAGCUCCCCGAGCCUGUUGCGCAGGCGUCAUCACAGUUGCAGCUGGGCGAGUUGGCUGUGGAAACUCGGUUCCCUGUGAGCGUAGCGGUUCAGAGUCGAGCUCGGAGCUUUGCGCAGUACGGAAUUCUGGAAUGGAUCCGAUUGGAGAACUUUAUGUGCCACCGUUGCUUUGAAGUCAAGUUUGGCCCGAACGUCAACAUCAUAUCGGGACCAAACGGCUCGGGAAAGUCUGCGAUAGUUGCGGCUCUUCAGCUCGUGUUUGGGUCCUCCUCAACGUCCACGGACCGUGGGCGACGUGCAAGAGACCUCAUACGCAUCGGUGCAAGCUCGGGGUUGGUUGCAGUUAGGUUGAAGAACCGGCCUGACGAAACGGAUGCUGUCGACGGGCGCUUUCGACCGGACGUGUACGGAGACUCGAUAGUCAUUCAACGUCGCUUGACGCGUACUGGAGUCUCCAAGUGGAGCUUUCACAACGCUGAGGGCAGACGUGUCCAGACUGAGCGCUCCGCACGGCUUGAGCUCGAGGCCAUCAUGGAUCACUUUUCGAUUCAAGUGAGCAACCCUGUCGCGAUUUUAACCCAGAAGAAGUCGAAGGAGUUUCUCUCUAGUGGCAAACCAUCCGAUCUCUACAAAUUCUUUAUGGAGGCGACGAAGCUCGGUGAAGUUCGUGACGCGCUUAUGGAAGUUCGCAACCAGGCGGCUGAGAUUCGAAGCAUGUACGGUCGGAAAGAAGCUGAGAUACCCCGUUUGCAGACGGAGCUUAAUGCGGCAAAAGCAGCCUUCGAAGAAGCCCAACGCAUCGAACAUCUGGAAGAAGAGCUGAAGAGUCUGAGAGAACAUUACGCUUGGGCUCUUGUCGCUGAGGCGGAGCACCGUUUGGCGCAUGCUCUAGAGGACAGAAAUAAGGCUCAAAAUCUAAUCGAUGAAGGUGAAAGGCGCCUAGGACUUCUUGAAAAUGAGAUUAGUGCCAAAUCUGAUGAACUUAAUAAUCGGAAUCGAGAGCUGCGAGAGAUCAAUGAGAUGAUUAAUCGAGAUAUCUCAGAGGAGACAAACGUCGAGGCGGCGCUACGAGAAGUUCGCGCAGAGAUUCGCCGCCUUGAGCAGCAGCGAGCGCGUUUGAGCUCGAUCCAGACGAAUCGCAAAGAUGAGCGUGAUGCUGUGCUCGCCGAACAAGAAAAACUUCGGCAUCGUAGCAUCUCAUCAGACUCGCAACUCGUGCAGCACCACCAACAGCUUCAACAAUUGAUGGACGAGAUUGCCCGCCUAUCGACGUUGCUGGAAACGAAACGCUGCUUGUUGAACCAGCUCGAAACGCAACUGGAAACCGCGCGGGCCGAUCAAGCUCAGUUACGCACGCGCCUUCAGUUACGGGAAAGUGCGCUGCGCCAAGCAGAACGCAGCCUGGUUGAACUGCAACAGAGCACUCAGGACCCAAGAGUGAUUUUUGGUGGGCCACAUGUCACAGCACUUUUGGCGGAUGUCGAAAGGGCCAUGGAACAGAAAAUCUUUAGUCGGAAACCGAUCGGUCCUCUCGGAUCGUUUCUUCGGGUACGCGAUCCCAAAUGGACGCUUCCUAUUGAGUUCUCUAUCUCCGCGGCUGUUCUUUCGGCUUUUGUUGUCCAUAAUCUCACCGACGCAGAAGCGUUGCGUAGGCUAGCAGAGCAGCGCAAGUAUCCUAUUCCCCGUAUUCUGGUACAGGAUAUGGACGCUCCUUUGUAUCGUCCCCGUGCAGAACUGUUGCCACCAGCUGAGCUUAUCACUGUCCACUCACAAAUACGAAUAGAGGCCCACGAACAGGUUCUGCAGAACGUCUUGAUGGACCACGCAGAGACAGAACUGAAUCUGCUUUUUGAUACGGCAGAGGAUGCACGGCGAGCCGCGUUUGAGCUGCGUCCCCGAAACGCCCGAGUCUGUUGGUCAGCUGGUGGGGAUCGUGCGCAAGUUGGUGCUGGAGGCUCGAAUCAAUUCCGCGCAGGGCCUGAUCCGUCGAGGUACACGCCGAAACUGGCGGGCGAUAUCGAGCAUCAGAUAAUACUGAAGCAAAGGCUACUCGAAAAUGAGCGACGGGAGUACGAACUGCUGAAAGUCCGCGAAACAGAUUGCAAGAAUACUGUAGACGACCUUGAGAGGCGGCGUUCGCAAAUAGCUCAAGAUUUGGUUGGUCUUGAAAACGAGGAGCGCAUGAAGAGACACCGCAUCGAGCUCCUGCGAGAGAGCCGAGAGGAUGAGACCACUGAUGCAUUUUUGCCGGACGCCUAUCAGGAACGCGUAGCGGCGAUCGAUGCAGAACUCGAGUCGAUUUCGAAACAGCUCCAAGUCUACGAAGAUGAAAUAAAAUUGGCUAAGGACAAAGAGAACGAAAUCGAGACAAGAGAUCGCGAUCGUCGCCGCAUGGAAAGAGAGCUCGAUGAGCGCCGACGAGAACUCGCGAAAAAUUGCCGCACUCUCGCGGCAGAGCACGCACAGCUGCAGGCGGAGCUCCAGGCUUUGCGCAGCGGCAUUGAAAAGGAGCAGGUGAAUCUGGGUGCCCUCGAGACGAGGCUGGAGACUUUGCGCAACGAGCUGCGGCGGGAGGAGCAUAACGCGCUGCAAGUCUGUGCCCGGCUGGAAUGCGAAAUACGUCCAGUACAAGAACUGCGUAUCGAGAUCGCUAGCUUGGAAUCACGCGUGCAGACAGAGCAAAAACGCCUGGACGGCUUUUCGAUUUUGCAGUUACAGGAGCGAUAUGAGCGUGCGCAGCAGUCUUAUGAUACAAUUAAGACGGAGCUUGGCGCCCUAGAAAGACUUCUGCAGCGCAUUGAGGACGGGCUCGUCGAGCGUGUGAAGUCGUUUAUUCAGCUCCGGGCUCAGAUCCAGAAGCAUGUUAGCGCCUAUUUCGGCUACUAUAUCCACAUGCGAGGCCAUUAUGGAAGCAUCAAGUUCGAUGACCGAUCCCAGGAAAUGCGCUUACGAGUCGCAAUCAGCCAUCACCGAACGCACGAGGGCGAAUUGUGCUUCGCCCAAGACCUACGCUCGCUCAGCGGCGGAGAACGGUCUUUCACAACACUGGCGCUCAUGCUCGCGCUCGGUGAAGCCAUGGAGGCGCCAUUUCGCAUCAUGGAUGAAUUUGACGUCUUCAUGGACGAAGCAAACCGACGAGUCGCGUACAAAACGCUCAUCGACAUUGCGAAGCGAGAGAGCAGGCGUCAGUUUGUUUUCAUAACACCGCUGACGCUGCCAAACCUGCGCGCUGACCCUGAGUGCGUUCGUGUUGUGCGACUCGUACCGCCAGUGCGUGGUACAGACAAUGUGCAACAGACAAUUCUUGACGAUUUCGCCCCAAACGCAGGAGAUGUCACUGAUCCGCAGUAG
This is a messenger RNA of Cyanidioschyzon merolae strain 10D, 3552 nucleotides long. Its product is annotated as DNA repair protein SMC6. Gene Ontology annotation, molecular function: damaged DNA binding; single-stranded DNA binding. Gene Ontology annotation, cellular component: nucleus; site of double-strand break; Smc5-Smc6 complex. NCBI's taxonomy places the organism in Eukaryota, Rhodophyta, Bangiophyceae, Cyanidiales, Cyanidiaceae. Gene Ontology annotation, biological process: double-strand break repair via homologous recombination. The transcript has a single exon. Bases 1 to 3552 code for a protein of 1183 amino acids. The record is from RefSeq and is a predicted model, not a curated record.